AACGGGGUGAUGAGUACUUCCGCUCCUGAACAACAGGCGGCGUGCUCACGGACGGACCUAUGAAGAGCGUGCUGCUCUUCCAAACACUCCGCUACCGCAAAACAAGACGCCAGGACAUUAGUUCCCACUACUGUCUCCUGAAAACAAAGACUGCUUAUGCUGUCCUAAAGGGGUUUUAUCCAAUAGAUUCAACGAGGCAUGGUUUAAGACUGAACUUGACAUAUUUUGCGAAUGGCCUGAGAUAAAUACAACGUUUAAAGUUAUUUUUUCUUUUACGUCUAGUGUGUUUUUUCACACAACAAUGUCGUCUCCCGUGGAUUUCCACUCACAGAUUGCAUCCAUCAUAGAGGUCUUGGCUAACGCGGCCGUUUCCAAGAUCUGCAAGGUUGUGGACGACGGAUAUGCUGUCGUUCAUCUCGAGGUAACUCAGAACCAGAAGGACAACGAGUUCCUCCGCAGGAAGGUCCGACUCCUGGAGCUGCAGGUCGCUAAGUACCGGGCGGAGAGAAUGAUUGGACCCGAGGGGACUGUCCGCUUCCCUGGCGCUCGCAUACUGGGCAGACCGCACCGCGAAGCCCUGGCAGGUCCGUUCCCCCAGGGCCGGCUUCGGGGGCUGGGCCGCUGCCAGAAGACCCCCCCCUUACCCCGGGACCAGGACCCCCACCAGCAGGUCGUGACCUCCACCAAGAUGGAGGCUGCGGAGGCGGAGCCUUUGAGGAUCGUGAAGGUGGAGGGGGCGGAGCCUAGCGAGUCAGACCACACCUCCAACAGACCAGACGCCGGCUCGGGGCCGACGCCCCUUGCUGGACCCGAGGAGCCGCGCAGCCAAUCGGAGGUCAGUGGAUCAGAUGCCCUCUCCUUGCUUUUCACCAGCGGCUGCUCACAGGAGCCACUAACAGGAAGUGAUGUCAGAGCGGGUAGUCAGCUGUUUCCUGUCGAGCAGAAAGAGGGACGCCAGAGGCAGACGUGGUCCGACACCACAGCGGCGUUCACUCAAACUCUUUCUUCAUGUGACGACCGUACCGUCGCCGCGGUGAUGGUGGUCGACGACGACGAAGCGGAGGACUAUCUCUGGUCGGGCGGGCUUCAAAAAGAGCAUGAGAGGGGGAGAGAGGAGCAGGGAUGGAGAGAGGAGAGGAGGAGAGAGGAAGAGCAGGGAUGGAGAGGGGAGUCCUUCACCGCAGGUCUUGGGUUCAUUGCGCCAGGACUGUCGCUAUCAGAAAGCCUCCCAGCUAGCUCCGCCCACAAACUCCACUACAGACCCCCGUUGACCCCUGACCCCGGGCGUCUCGCCCCCCACGGCUGCGGCAUCUGCCGCAAGCGCUUCGGCCAGGAGGCGGAGCUACAGAAGCAUGCGGCGUGCCACCGGCGCCGGCGGGCCCACGAGUGCUCGCUGUGCGGGAAGAGCUUUGUUAGCAGAAGCAAGCUGGACGUGCACGGCUACGUGCACACGGGGGAGCGGCCCUUCAGCUGCACCGUCUGCCCCCGGCGCUUCUCCCAUCCCAGCAACCUUAGGAGACACCAGAAGCUCAUGCACAACCACUGACCCCAACUGGGGUCAGUGAUACAGGCAUUACAUCUCCACCCCCCCACUGACCUCUGGAGGUGAGUGCACACUAGUGGUCCUCGGUCCUACCUGUGGGCGUCAGAGACUCAGACAACAUAAGGCUUCAUGGAUCCUUACAGCGCUCGCGCCGCAGCAACAGGUUUGAUUGUUGAAUGAAGUCUGCUUGUUUGUAUGUCUUUGCACACGUUUUGAAUAAAUCCUAUAAGAUUCUG
Molecule: messenger RNA, 1779 nt
Organism: Gadus morhua (Atlantic cod)
Lineage: Eukaryota; Metazoa; Chordata; Actinopteri; Gadiformes; Gadidae
Product: zinc finger protein 549
Exons: 3
Coding region: 302-1546 (414 amino acids)
Biological process (GO): regulation of transcription by RNA polymerase II
Cellular component (GO): chromatin; transcription regulator complex; PcG protein complex
Molecular function (GO): RNA polymerase II cis-regulatory region sequence-specific DNA binding; DNA-binding transcription factor activity, RNA polymerase II-specific
Source: RefSeq, a predicted model, not a curated record